GCCAAUCCCUGAUCUGGGGGAAGGGGGGAGCCUGGCCCCCCCCACUCCCUCAUAAGGACCAGCUGGGGGGUGAGGGGGCGCCGGCUGCUGCAAGUGGGACGGGGGUCAGAGCUUCAUAGAGGAAGAAAAACCUGGCGGGGGCAGGAGAGGAAAAGGAAGAAACCCAGGCAGACAGGCAGGUGGACAUACUGAAGAAGGACCCCACAAGUGAGAACUCAGAAGAACACACCACGCCCUGGCCCCCAGGAAGGGAGCACAAUGGAGGCCGCACACGCAAAGACCACAGAAGAAUGUUUGGCCUAUUUUGGGGUGACUGAGACCUCAGGCCUCACCCAAGACCAAGUUAAACGGCACCUGGAGAAAUACGGCCCCAAUGAACUCCCUGCUGAGGAAGGGAAGUCUCUGUGGGAGUUGGUGGUAGAGCAGUUUGAAGACCUCCUGGUGCGGAUCCUUCUCCUGGCCGCCUGCAUUUCCUUUGUGCUGGCCUGGUUUGAGGAAGGUGAAGAGACCAUUACUGCCUUUGUUGAACCCUUUGUCAUCCUUUUGAUCCUCAUUGCCAAUGCCAUCGUGGGAGUUUGGCAGGAACGUAAUGCAGAGAAUGCCAUUGAGGCUCUGAAGGAAUAUGAACCUGAGAUGGGGAAGGUCUACCGAGCUGACCGCAAGUCAGUGCAAAGGAUCAAGGCUCGGGACAUUGUCCCUGGGGACAUUGUAGAGGUGGCUGUGGGGGACAAAGUCCCUGCAGACAUCCGCAUCCUCUCCAUCAAAUCCACCACCCUCCGGGUAGACCAAUCCAUCCUGACAGGCGAGUCUGUAUCUGUCAUCAAGCACACUGACCCUAUUCCUGACCCCCGUGCUGUCAACCAGGACAAGAAGAACAUGCUUUUCUCGGGCACCAACAUUGCAGCUGGGAAAGCACUGGGCAUUGUAGCCACCACUGGUGUAAGCACCGAGAUUGGGAAGAUCCGAGACCAAAUGGCUGCCACUGAACAGGAAAAGACGCCCUUGCAGCAGAAGCUGGAUGAGUUUGGGGAGCAGCUCUCCAAGGUCAUUUCCCUCAUUUGUGUGGCUGUCUGGCUCAUCAAUAUCGGCCACUUCAAUGACCCUGUCCAUGGGGGCUCCUGGUUCCGAGGGGCCAUCUACUAUUUCAAGAUUGCUGUGGCCCUGGCCGUGGCUGCAAUCCCAGAAGGUCUUCCUGCUGUGAUCACCACCUGCCUAGCCUUGGGCACCCGCCGGAUGGCAAAGAAGAAUGCCAUUGUGAGGAGCUUACCCUCUGUGGAGACCCUGGGCUGCACCUCUGUCAUCUGUUCUGAUAAGACAGGCACCCUCACCACCAACCAGAUGUCUGUCUGCAAGAUGUUCAUCGUCGACAGGGUAGAUGGGGACAUCUGUUUGCUGAAUGAGUUCUCUGUCACUGGCUCCACCUAUGCUCCAGAGGGAGAGGUCUUGAAGAAUGAUAAGCCAGUCCGGGCAGGGCAGUAUGAUGGGCUGGUGGAGUUGGCCACCAUUUGUGCCCUCUGCAAUGACUCCUCCUUGGACUUCAAUGAGGCCAAAGGUGUCUACGAGAAGGUUGGCGAAGCCACCGAGACGGCACUCACCACCCUGGUGGAGAAGAUGAAUGUGUUCAACACUGAUGUGAGAAGCCUCUCAAAGGUGGAGAGGGCCAAUGCCUGCAACUCGGUGAUCCGUCAGCUAAUGAAGAAGGAAUUCACCCUGGAGUUCUCCAGAGACAGAAAGUCCAUGUCUGUCUACUGUUCCCCAGCCAAAUCUUCUCGGGCUGCUGUGGGCAACAAGAUGUUUAUCAAGGGUGCCCCUGAGGGGGUUAUUGACCGCUGUAACUACGUUCGAGUUGGGACUACCCGGGUGCCACUGACAGGGCCAGUGAAGGAGAAGAUCUUGGCAGUGAUCAAGGAGUGGGGCACUGGCCGGGACACCCUGCGCUGCCUGGCCCUGGCCACCCGCGACACCCCCCCGAAGCGAGAGGAGAUGGUCCUGGAUGAGUCUGCCAGGUUCAUAGAGUAUGAGAUGGACCUGACAUUCAUUGGUGUGGUAGGCAUGUUGGACCCACCACGAAAGGAGGUCACUGGCUCUAUCCAGCUGUGCCGGGAUGCUGGGAUCCGAGUGAUCAUGAUCACUGGGGACAACAAAGGCACAGCCAUUGCCAUCUGCCGGAGAAUUGGCAUCUUUGGGGAGGAUGAGGAAGUAGUAGACCGUGCCUACACAGGCCGAGAGUUUGACGACCUGCCCCUGGCUGAGCAGCGAGAAGCCUGCCGACGUGCCUGCUGCUUUGCCCGUGUGGAGCCCGCACACAAGUCAAAGAUUGUGGAGUACCUGCAGUCCUUCGAUGAGAUCACAGCGAUGACAGGCGAUGGGGUCAAUGAUGCCCCAGCCCUGAAAAAGGCCGAGAUUGGCAUUGCCAUGGGAUCUGGCACUGCUGUGGCCAAGACUGCCUCUGAAAUGGUGCUGGCUGACGACAACUUCUCCACCAUCGUGGCUGCCGUGGAGGAGGGCCGUGCAAUCUACAACAACAUGAAACAGUUCAUCCGCUACCUCAUCUCCUCCAACGUGGGUGAGGUGGUCUGCAUCUUCUUGACAGCCGCCUUAGGGCUGCCUGAGGCCCUGAUCCCUGUGCAGCUGCUGUGGGUGAACUUGGUGACUGAUGGGCUCCCAGCCACAGCCCUGGGCUUCAACCCACCAGACCUGGACAUCAUGGACCGGCCCCCCAGGAGCCCUAAGGAGCCCCUCAUCAGUGGCUGGCUCUUCUUCCGUUACAUGGCAAUUGGGGGCUAUGUGGGUGCAGCCACAGUGGGAGCAGCUGCCUGGUGGUUCCUGUAUGCAGAGGAUGGGCCUCAUGUUACCUACAGCCAACUGACUCACUUCAUGCAGUGCGCAGAGGAGAACCCUGACUUUGAGGGUGUGGACUGUGAGGUCUUUGAGGCCCCUGAGCCCAUGACCAUGGCCUUGUCUGUGCUGGUGACCAUCGAGAUGUGCAAUGCACUCAACAGCCUAUCUGAGAACCAGUCCCUGUUGCGCAUGCCACCCUGGGUGAACAUCUGGCUGCUGGGCUCUAUCUGUCUCUCCAUGUCCCUCCACUUCCUCAUCCUCUACGUUGACCCCUUGCCGAUGAUUUUCAAGCUCCGGGCCCUGGAUAUCACCAAGUGGCUCAUGGUCCUCAAGAUCUCACUUCCCGUCAUUGGGCUUGAUGAAGUCCUCAAGUUCGUUGCCCGGAACUACUUGGAAGGAUAACUGUUCCCCCUCCUACAUCUCUUUGAACCCGUGUCACAGAUCCAGAAGAUGAAAGAAGGAAGUAACCAUCCUUUUGUCCUGUCUUCCCCACCCUGAUAGUGAUGCAUCUUCAGCCAGAGCUGUGGCACAGAUCCUUCCCCUCCCCUGAAGUGUUUCUGUUUAUAAACACAAUGUACCCCCUACCUUUCCCCUCCCCAUUUAGCAUCCAACCCUCCCUUUCAACCUUGUAAAUCUCCCCUUCCCGACCCCAAGGGGGUUGCAGGGACAAGGCGACCGACUGAGCUGAGCUGCUUAUUUAUUGAAAAUAAAUGACAGAAAAGUCUGA
Messenger RNA from Nycticebus coucang (slow loris), 3568 nucleotides. RefSeq names its product ATPase sarcoplasmic/endoplasmic reticulum Ca2+ transporting 1 (gene ATP2A1). Gene Ontology annotation, cellular component: membrane. The record is from RefSeq and is a predicted model, not a curated record. The transcript is spliced from 23 exons. Gene Ontology annotation, molecular function: ATP hydrolysis activity; ATP binding; P-type calcium transporter activity. Gene Ontology annotation, biological process: intracellular calcium ion homeostasis; calcium ion transmembrane transport. NCBI's taxonomy places the organism in Eukaryota, Metazoa, Chordata, Mammalia, Primates, Lorisidae. Bases 259 to 3243 code for a protein of 994 amino acids.